UUAACUGGGUUCUUGAGAAGGUUCAGGUUAGGGUUGGUCCUUCUCCGGGUAGGGUUUAGAACUACACGGUCCCUGGUACUCCGUACUUAAAUAUUAUCAGAAUGUUCUCGACUGUAGAAGGGAUAAGGGUUGAUUAACUGCACUUACCUACAAACAACAACAUCAUGUCACGAAUCCUUCUGCUAUUGCUACUGCUGGGCGUGGUUGGUAAAAGUAGCAGUUUAACCUGUUACUAUUGCUACAACUGUCUUGUAUUUGAACCAGCAAGCCAGGCCAAGGCUUGUUCUCCUCUCGAGACUAAAUGCAUUAAAAUUGAUUUACCAACUGGCAAUGUGAACCGACUUUGCGCCACCGAGGAAACUUGCGAUAAAGGAACUGGAGACAAGAAUUCAGCUGAUAUGUCCUGCUGCUCUACUGACAACUGUAAUUUUGCUCCAAGAGCAAAUAUUCCCAUUGCUCUUCUCUUUCUUCUAGUUGUACUACCAUAUUCAUAAAUGCAGGGUUAUCCCUUAUCCUAUACUCCCAUUCCUUAAACCUUUUAUUAAUGAUUUAAUCCUUUGGUUUUCUUAUUUUAUUGAUUCUAAUGUUUUCUAACUCAACUAUAAUCCAUCUUCUUCCUGGAUUGUUUACCUCUUCAGUUAAAGGAAUUGAUUCUUUGCCACAAACUCAGAUUUUCUAGUCUCUAUAUUUGUGCGACCCAAUGACAGAGGCCUUAGAUAUUUCAAACCAUUCAUUUGUUAGAUUAAAUAAUCUAGGUUGAAAUAUCAACGGUGUAUACUACCAGG
Molecule: messenger RNA, 785 nt
Organism: Eurytemora carolleeae
Lineage: Eukaryota; Metazoa; Arthropoda; Copepoda; Calanoida; Temoridae
Exons: 5
Coding region: 165-494 (109 amino acids)
Source: RefSeq, a predicted model, not a curated record